AUGAGCGCACCCGACUACCGUCCCAUCAUCACCGGAGCUCCUGGCGGGUUGGCUCCCAACCGCCUUGAGUUGCGCGACUUCGUCAAAGACAAGAAGGGGUUCGCUCUCUACGUGCAAGCUCUCGAUGUCAUCUUCAAAGAGCCCUUCGACAAUGACUUCUCCUGGCCCGCCAUUGGUGGCAUCCAUGGCUCCCCGAACGUGCGAUGGGGUGAUUCCGGUCCCGCAGAUGCGCCCGGCGGCGACACGUUCGGCGGGUACUGCACCCAUGGCUCGGUGUUGUUCCCGACUUGGCACCGGCCUUACGUCGUGCUCUUCGAGCAAUCCAUGCACAAUACCGCGAAGAAGAUCGCAGCCGAGUACUCGACAGACCAGCUCGGGUGGCUUAAGGCAGCGGAGGACUUCCGUGUGCCCUACUGGGACUGGGCGCGCCCCCUCACUGGCAAGGAGCAGGCCGUUCCAGAGGAGAUGAUCAGCGAGACCGUCACCAUCAUCACUCCGCAAGGAGCGAAGACGGUGAAGAACCCCGUGCACUCGUUCACCUUCACCUCGAAGUACCCGUACACGACGUUCGGUUCUCCGUGGGAUGCUUGGCAGACCACCCUCAGGUACCCCACUAGCAACGCCCCGGAUGCGAAGAGCCAGAUGGAUCUCUUCAACACUACGUUCUCCCAGAACAGCAGCCAGAUCCGCACGCAAUCCUACCAGAUGCUUACGCGGCUGUUGACCUGGAACUACUUCAGCAACCACACCACGAAGCAGAACCCGCCGAUUGCCAACAGUAUCGAGACCAUCCAUGAUACCAUGCAUCUGCUGAUCGGCGGUAACAUCGACUACGAGGGACACAUGUCCGAAAUCCCCAUUGCUGGAUUCGACGCCGCAUUCUUCUUGCACCACGCGAAUGUCGAUCGCAUGUUGGCACUCUGGCAGGCUAUCCACUACGAUGUUUGGGUCAUUCCCGGAGACCAGCCUAAUGGGACGUACACCAUCAAGGAUAACGCCCCUGUCAAUGUUCAGUCUGAUCUGACGCCCUUCUGGCUGACUCAGUCUACUUACUGGAACUCCAAGGAUGUGCGCGACUAUGUGGGCAACCUGCACUACUCAUACCCCGACUUCAACGGCCUUGAGGGCAAGACUCCUGCUCAGGUUAGCGCUGCCAUCCUCAAGCAUGUCACCGAGCUCUACGGGCCGACGAUCCAGCCCGGCGGCCCGGAGAAGCUUAUUGCAGGCUCCGGCUCCGUCCAGCCCGGAGGUCCCGAGAAGCCUGCGACCUCGUCCAACCCCGGCGACUCCGCGAGCGUCGGGUACAACAGCACGACGCACGAGUGGACGGUGCACAUUCGCUUCAAGAAGUACGAGUUCGGGAAGAGCUUCGCGGUCCAGGUCUACCUGGCUGAUACGUACGUCGGCUGUGUGUCCGCGUUCGCGACCACCGCCGGCGCCGCUCAGCAGUGCGAGAACUGCCGCAACAACGUGGACAUCGAGCUCGAGGGCUUCGUGCACCUGAACGAGGUCAUCCUGCAGAAGCUGCACACGCUCUCGCCGGACGUCGUGAAGCCGUACUUGACCGAGAACCUCAGUCUGGGACUCAAGACCAGGAAGCCCGACGGUACCCCCGCCGACAUUUCGCGCGACCUGCCGUCGCUCAAGGUGGCUCCGUUCUCGCGCCAAGUCUCCCAGGACUCGCCUUACGAGAUUCCUCGUCUGGGCGACGCGACGUACCACCACGACGUCCUCGCAGGCAAGCCUGGCCACACCCCGGAGGACCGCUGGUAA
Molecule: messenger RNA, 1773 nt
Organism: Rhodofomes roseus
Lineage: Eukaryota; Fungi; Basidiomycota; Agaricomycetes; Polyporales; Fomitopsidaceae
Product: photo-regulated tyrosinase
Exons: 7
Coding region: 1-1773 (590 amino acids)
Molecular function (GO): oxidoreductase activity
Source: RefSeq, a predicted model, not a curated record